This is a messenger RNA of Pocillopora verrucosa, 1914 nucleotides long. RefSeq lists its product as uncharacterized. Gene Ontology annotation, molecular function: protein binding; pre-mRNA binding; metal ion binding. The record is from RefSeq and is a predicted model, not a curated record. Gene Ontology annotation, cellular component: U2-type catalytic step 1 spliceosome; U2-type catalytic step 2 spliceosome; Prp19 complex. NCBI's taxonomy places the organism in Eukaryota, Metazoa, Cnidaria, Anthozoa, Scleractinia, Pocilloporidae.
AUGGCGGCUAAACGCAAGGCAGAGGAUGACGAUGAUGGUGAAAAUGUAUCAACUUUGCAACAGAAAAGGCAGGAAACUACGACCACACAAGAAACAACGACUGCUUGUAACACGGAUUCUUCAUAUUACCCACAGUUUUACGAACAACGCGGUCCGUGGAUAACUAUGUUCGACUGGAAUAGCGGACUCAACUAUUAUCAAAAUAUUAGCGAUUAUAGAACUCAAUGGGAAAAACCGACCGAAUGGGAUUCUCUUCACCCACUUUUUAUUCCAGCAAACCAAUAUUUUUAUCAAGGAUUUUACAACGGAGCAGCAUAUGGUAAAACAAACAAUGAUCCUGUGGAAAACGUUAAACAAACUGCCUGUGAUGUAGAAGGUAUGGUUGAGAGACUUCUAACAAAGCCAGCUCGUCGACAGAUUGAUCCUGAAGAAAAAGAAAAGUUGCACUGGAUUCCUGAAGGUGCCACGGAGUAUAAUAUAUGGUACGAUCGAUGGGUGGGAGAACAUUGGCGGAAUGACAAAGAUCACGGGCCAUCAGAGACAAAAUGCUGCAUAGAAACAGAUGCAGGAUUCACCAAGGCAAAUAUUGAUGAUCCUGGUGGAAACAAGCAUUAUUAUUGCAUUUAUUUUGCUAGAGGCUGUUGUCAUCUGGGUUCUGAUUGUGGUUAUCUGCAUAUUAUACCCACUGAUAAAGAUGAAAAGAGAAUUGAUCUAGCUCAUGAUGUUUUUGGCCGAGAACGUCAUCGACUCCACAAGGAAGACAUGGGAGGGGUUGGCACAUUUGAUAAAGAAUGCAGAACACUAUAUGUUGGAGGCCUGGGCUGUCGAACAACACUGGAGAAGCUUUUGUGGACUGAGUUUGGGGAGUGGGGUGAAAUUGAGGACAUAAGAAUAAUACACAAACGCAACAUAGCAUUUGUACGCUACAAGAACAGAGUUAAUGCUGAAUUUGCAAAGAUUGCCAUGUCAGAUCAAAAGCUGAACAACAGAGAGUUGCUGAAUGUGAGAUGGGCUUACGAUGAUCCAAAUCCAAAAUCACGAAGAGAGGAGCUGUUGAGAUCUAAACAUAGAGUACUUGAGGCGGCCACAGAGCGAGGGUUACUUCAGAAGGCUCUUACACGUCCCACUCAGCCAUCUGGUGCUCAGGUUACAGGGCCUUAUCCGAACACAGACAAUCAGUACCCUGUGGAAUGCGGCCCUCAGACUAAAGAGCAAUUUGAGCAGGCCGAGGUUCUCCAAAAUGUUUACACAGACUGUACAAGGUUAGACGAAGCCCUCAAGAAAGUAGAGGCCUUCCAUUCCGAGAACACAAAGAAGGGUGAUGUGAACACGGCUCAACAGCUUUCUGAAUAUAACAAGAAUGAAAAUAAUCAAACCUCAGAGGCGUAUUGGAACUGUUCUGAUUAUUAUAGUGGGUACAGUAGUUACGAUUACGGACAGGCGUGGGACCAUUCACAUCAUAAUCAUCAGACUGAAGCAGGUUACUCUACGAAAGAUCCUUACAGAGAAGUGAUCGCAAGCAAAGAAGCGGAGUCAGAUUCAUCUUCUGCCGGUUAUGAUUCUGCGUCCAUGAAAGUAUCAACUUCCGAAGCAAUCCCGAGUAUCGACUGAUCAAUCUCGGAACCCGAUCGUAGACCAGAGAGAAGAUGAUAUAAACGUGUGCGGGGCUAUGGUUCUUAAGUGCACGUGAUCACCUUUUGUUAACAAAGAAUGAUGCAGGUGUCAUCCUCGUAGAAUUCGGUGCUUACCCAAUGAUUGGUUUUCUCUCUGGUCUGCCUUGUGAACACUGGCGAAGCUUGCCGUAACCGUAAUUAGCUGGCACAAGCUCUAGGUGUUGUUACUUCACACGUCCACACAUGUAUACCUGUCAUAUGGCAUCUCUGGGUUUUGUUAUGAUUGAGUUCAACGCAGAAA